Messenger RNA from Candidula unifasciata, 232 nucleotides. Lineage: Eukaryota; Metazoa; Mollusca; Gastropoda; Stylommatophora; Geomitridae. The record is from the annotation of a GenBank genome assembly.
CACGAUUUUGGAAACCCAUUGUACCCUGUUAGUAUCUGUUUUGAACAGCAUUCUUGAAUUCAGUGUUGUUGUGGCUGGUUAUCAUGUCCGUCGACAUCUGGCAGUAGACAAACUAUACCGUUAUAACAAUGCACAUUGCUGGUCAUUCACGACAGUUUCUAAUCAGUCAUUAUCACGUAGCUGGUCCUUUGCAGAACGUGGCUUUCAUCAAGGUUUACCUGAAAGAAACUUG